Poecilia latipinna (sailfin molly) is the source of this 516-nucleotide messenger RNA. Its product is annotated as O-acetyl-ADP-ribose deacetylase MACROD2-like. Gene Ontology annotation, molecular function: ADP-ribosylglutamate-[protein] hydrolase activity. The transcript has 9 exons. Bases 1 to 501 code for a protein of 166 amino acids. Gene Ontology annotation, cellular component: nucleoplasm. The record is from RefSeq and is a predicted model, not a curated record. Gene Ontology annotation, biological process: purine nucleoside metabolic process; DNA damage response; peptidyl-glutamate ADP-deribosylation. NCBI's taxonomy places the organism in Eukaryota, Metazoa, Chordata, Actinopteri, Cyprinodontiformes, Poeciliidae.
AUGGGGGAGGACAGCCUGAGAGGGUUAUUGACAGGCUAUUGGUGCCCCCAGAGCAGGCCACAGACCUUUAAGAAUGUGCUGGAGGUGGGUGCCAUAGUCAUUUCAGCAAACACCAGUCUUCUGGGAGGAGGCGGAGUUGACGGCUGCAUACACAAAGCGGCAGGGUGCUGUCUGUAUGAUGAGUGUCACUCACUAAAUGGCUGUGAAACCGGCAAAGCCAAGAUCACCUGCGGUUAUGAUCUCCCUGCAAGAUAUGUGAUCCACACUGUAGGUCCAGUGGCUAGAGGUCAUGUUGGCGAUAAAGAGAUACAAGAUCUUACCUCCUGCUAUAAAAACUCCCUGGAUUUGGUGAAGGAGUAUGACUUGAGGACUGUGGCCUUCCCAUGCAUUUCCACAGGCAUCUAUGGCUAUCCCAACGAGCCUGCAGCCGACAUCGCUCUGGGCACAGUAAAGAAGUGGAUCGAAGAAAACUCUGAUAAGGUACGACACAUUGCAGAGUGAAAAGUAAAUUCCAGC